Messenger RNA from Panthera uncia (snow leopard), 811 nucleotides. RefSeq names its product SPEG neighbor (gene SPEGNB). Gene Ontology annotation, biological process: homophilic cell-cell adhesion. The record is from RefSeq and is a predicted model, not a curated record. Gene Ontology annotation, molecular function: protein binding. Lineage: Eukaryota; Metazoa; Chordata; Mammalia; Carnivora; Felidae. Gene Ontology annotation, cellular component: plasma membrane. The transcript is spliced from 4 exons. The coding region runs from base 1 to 717 and encodes 238 amino acids.
AUGUCCAAAGCAGCUCCCGCCAAAAAACCAGCGGCUGCGGCCCCGCCUCCGGGAUGUACCCUGGAUAUCAACGACCCCCAGGUCCAGAAAGCAGCCAUUCGCAUCCAGGCCUCUUACCGGGGCCACAGGUCCCGGAAGGAGCUUCGCGAGAAGGGGCCACCGCGAGUGCUGGAGCCCCUGAAGGACGUGGUGCUGAUCGAGGGCAGCGCGGCCAAGUUGACUUGCCGCAUUUCGGCUUUCCCGGACCCAUUCAUCCGCUGGAGCAAGGACGGCAAGGAGCUGCGUGACGGGCCCAAGUAUCGUUACGUCUUCGAGGACCCUGACGUGGUCGCCCUGGUGGUGCGCGACGGCGAGCUGGCAGACCUGGGCCAGUACAGCAUCAACGUAACCAACCCCUUCGGCCAGUGCUCUGACUCGGCGCGCAUCCUGGUGGAAGUCCCUGCGAAGAUUCAAAAGGGACCGGAUAACACUAAGGCGCGCAAAGGCGCCACGGUGACGCUGACUGCGGAGAUCAUGGGCGAGCCUGCACCCGACGUGGGCUGGACCAAGGACGGGGAGGACAUCGAGGAGGAUGACAGGGUGUUCUUCGAGAUCGGCAGUACCACCACGACGCUGACCAUCCGCCGGGCCACGCCCGAGGACAGCGGCAAGUACGAGGUGUACGUGGAGAACAGCCUGGGCAUGGACCAGAGCUUCGCUCGAGUGGACGUGGCCUGAAAGGAACGCUCGGACCUUUCACCCUGGCUCCAAGCCCCGGGGUGGGUGGGACCGACAACCCUCCUCCAUCUUGCUUAAUAAAGCUGCUCUCUCU